ACAGUUGAACUGCAAACAAACACGUGUUUUACCCUCUACUGAAGCAGAACAAGAAGCCUACGCUGGUCACAGUUUUUCACCAAGGUUGCUGGCUGUUGCGCUGCAUGUCACUCGGUGUCCUUGAGUAGAGUUUUAGGCCGUGCCGUUCAGACUUUUAACACUCAAUAUGAGUAAGGGCUUCGGUGAGCUGACUCAGAGGGAGCAGGAGCUGCUGAAAAUUCGCCGAGACAGCGACACAAAAGCUGCCGAACUGGUCAAGAUGGAGAAGAUGCUGCAGCAGACUAAGAACCUCCUGGAUAAGAAGACACAGUCCGGCUCAGAUAGCAUGGGCUACCAGGAGAACAUGGUGGAGGACCUGGAGGAGAAAGUGCGCUCCAACAGACGACACAGGAGGAACUCCCUCCAUCACACACAGAUGCUGGAGAGUCAGAUGAAAACGGUGAAAGGCGAGCUGGCUGGCACGCUGGACCACCUUCAGGAGCUGAGGAACGUGCUGCGCCGUUCCCAGCAGAAGGCAGAAGAGCGCAAAGUCGCCAUGGAGAAGCUGGCGGCGGGGCUCAGGUGAACGAUCCGCUCUGCAGCCACCCUCUGCUCAGAACCAGCUCCUGACCUUCUCAAGCCACGACACUCCCGGCAUCUUACAUCCCGCCAAAACAGCUGUACAGAAAUUACAUCUAAUAAGGCCGCGCUUAGAAGAAGAGACUUGACCUGCUUUUGCUGAUCUCCUACAUCUCUGCAGCGAGGCUAUGAAACGUCAUCGUUCGGACUGUGUUGCUGAUGUCAGGUAGCCUCUUCUCGCUUUUCCUCCUCAUGUAUAAAUUUGUAUUCUAAGGCCCUCGUGUUGACAGCGGCUGCUUCUUUAUGUCUUCUGGAAGCAAUCAAAAGGCGAUCAUAAAUCACAGUUGCAUAAACCGAACAGUCUGGAUCCGAUACUACAUCACACGUUCGGUUUUGCAUAUUUUAGUGAUGAAGAAGAAGAAGAUUAAGAAGUGUUUUUCAGCUCCUAAAAUAUAUACCUUGAACUAUAGCUGUUCCCUCAGGAUGUCGGUGACUUUCACACUCUUAAGCGUGCUCCUCCUCUGUUUAUGAAAAUGCCCACAGUGUUUUACUGCCUCGUGACCUCACAUUCAGUGAAACCUGACAAUAAAUAACGUGUAAAUUCUUACAAAAUGACUCUCAUAUAUGGAGAUUCAGCAUAUAAACUGAAAAUAUGUGUGACAAGGCAGGACAGUGGUCCUUUUACUUUACUGUCUUUAGAAAAGUAAAUUUAGUAGACAAUUUAUUGUCAGGAGUUUAAACUUGUACUAGAAGUGGACCUCAAAAGUGUUAUACAGAAAGAAAACACAGUAUAGAUUCCCUCUGGGAUCAAUAGGUCGUUGUUUGUUUCCUGUGGUGAGUCAUCUGAAAGCUGUAUUUGUGCCUUCCCUGUGGCUCAGAUAUAAUCACGCCUAAUUUAGUACAGCUUGUUUCACGCAGAGUCACAUGCUGUGAAGUUGAGGCGGGGGGGGAUUUCAUUCUCUGACCCUGACCUUUCAACUUAUAUUUAUAACACACAAAAAAAAAUAUUUGAAUGGCUCAUUAUGUACAUCUACUGUGUUUAUGUUUCAAGUUUUUGAUUCUGAGAAAUGCUUCCUGCCUUCUUAGAACUGUUAUGUCUUAUAUGAGUAUUAUAUGAAUAUACUGUAUAUUUAUGUAUAAGUACCUGAAAAGCUUUUUGGUAUACGUGUUCAACUGUAGUGUUUUCUUCACACUUUCGAAUCAGCUAGUCCAGAGGUGGCUUCUGAGAGAAAUAUAGAUGUUCACAACUAAUGAGCCCACAGGGGGCACUGGAGAUUUCUCAUAAACUCAUCUGGGAAAAUAAAACAUGCAGCAUGCUCCUGCUUGCUUUUUUCUUCCGCGAGACCACGCAUUAGGAUUCGGUUGAUUUGAUUUAUUAUCCCAAUUAUAAGCGGGUAUAAGCUAGUUGCCCAUAAAUAUGAUUUAAUUAUUAUUUAAGAGCUUUUCAGGUAGAGAUAAUGACAAUUAUAUAGGACUAUUUAUAAAGAUUGUUUGUAAGCUGCGACAUAUGUGGCUCCGGCGUACCAGGUUGUGCAGUUCCCUUCACCUACCCAUAUGCUGAAGCGUCUCUGAGCAACAGUGAACCCAAAAUUACCCGAGCUGUACGGACCAGUGCUAAGCACUACUGUAACCCGCCUUAAAUAAAAAUACUGUACAAGUCUUGUCCAGUUACAUGCUGUAUCUUGUUUGUUCCGUCCGUCCAAAUAAAACAGACUACUUCAAACUGUAGUUCA
Messenger RNA from Mugil cephalus (flathead mullet), 2291 nucleotides. RefSeq lists its product as uncharacterized. The record is from RefSeq and is a predicted model, not a curated record. The transcript is spliced from 2 exons. Lineage: Eukaryota; Metazoa; Chordata; Actinopteri; Mugiliformes; Mugilidae. The coding region runs from base 167 to 565 and encodes 132 amino acids.